CGGCGCGCAGGGGCAGGAUCUUCGCUCGCGGCGGCCGCGGGUUGGGCGGUGGGGAGCGGACCUGCACUUCCGCCCUCGGCCGACUCGGGAGUAGAGGCAUGGAGCCGGGCUAGCUGUCGACGCGAGGCCUGGCCGGAAAUAUUCUUCUGGGGCCCGAGUCUGGGUACAUUCGAAUGCAAAUCAUCACCCACUCACAAACACCCAGGAGUCGUGACUGAGAGGAUCACGCCUCUAAAAGGUUUUUGAGUAUUCUCAGAUUUGAGUUUAGUCAGUAAUUGUCAAGCUGGCUAGAAGACUGUUCUGGAAGUGGUGGAGGCACAUCUUAAGGUACAGAAUGAGCACCUGCUGUUGGUGCACACCAGGCGGCGUCUCCACCACUGACUUCCUGCAGCGCUAUGCAUCCCGGGCCCAGGCCAGCGAUUUCCAAACAGCAGACGAAGACCUCUGCUACUGCUUGGAGUGUGUGAUCGAGUACCACAGGGCACGGGACGAGCUGCCCUUCUUGCAUGAGGUUUUAUGGGAAUUAGAAACAUUACGUCUCAUAAAUCACUUUGAAAAAUCCAUGAGAGCAGAAAUCGAAGAUGACGAUGAAUUAUAUAUAGUAGACAACAAUGGAGAGGCACAACUGUUCGACCUUACUGGCCAAGACUUUGAGAAUAAGCUUCGAGUUCCUCUUCUUGAAAUACUGAAAUACCCUUAUCUGCUUUUACAUGAGCGUGUUAAUGAGUUAUGUGUUGAAGCACUUUGUCGGAUGGAACAAGCGAAUUGCUCCUUUCAGGUUUUUGAGAAACAGCCUGGGAUCUAUCUGUUUCUGGUCCAUCCCAAUGAAAUGGUUCGGCGUUGGGCUAUCCUGACAGCAAAAGGCUUGGGAAAAGUGGAGAGAGAUGAUUAUUAUGACCUGCAGGAGGUUUUGACAUGCCUUUUUAAAGUCAUUGAGUUGGGGCUUUUAGAAAACCCAGACAUUUACACUUCCUCUGUCCUUGAGAAGGGUAAACUGGUCAUCCUGCCCUCACACAUGUAUGAUGCUACCAGCUGCAAAAACUACUGGCUUGGGAUCUGCAUGCUGCUGACCAUCCUGGAGGAGCAGGCCAUGGACUCGCUGCUGCUGGGCUCAGACAAGCAGAAUGACUUCAUGCAGUCGAUACUUCACACCAUGGAGAAGCAGUCGGAGGAUGAUGGUGAAGAUCCUUUCUGGCCAGCAUUACACUGUUUCAUGGUGAUUCUGGAUCGCCUGGGAUCUAAGGUCUGGGGUCAACUUAUUGACCCAAUUGAGGCGUUUCAGACCAUUAUCAACAAUGUGAGCUAUAAUAGAGAGAUCCAGAAUAUCCGGAACAGCUCUGUAAGGACCAAGUCAGAACCAGAGCCAUGCCUGGAUGAUAUGGUGACUUGCAGCCAGAUUGUAUACAAUUUUAAUCCUGAAAAGACCAAAAAGGAUUCAGGGUGGAGAUCAGCUGUUUGCCCAGAUUACUGUCCUAACAUGUAUGAAGAAAUGGAAACGUUAGCCAAUGUGCUUCAGUCAGAUAUUGGUCAAGACAUGCGUGUUCACAACAGCACGUUUCUGUGGUUCAUCCCUUUUGUUCAGUCCCUCAUGGACCUUAAGGAUCUGGGUGUGGCUUAUAUAGUGGAGGUUAUUCACCAUCUGCAUGCCCAAGUCAAAGAUGUCCUCAACCAAGCAGUUGUCAUGUGUGACAAGGUCACUGAAUUUUUUUUCCUAAUUUUGGUGUCAGUGAUUGAACUCCAUAGAAGUAAAAAAUGCCUGCACUUGCUCUGGGUCAGCUCCCAGCAGUGGGUGGAGGCCGUCGUGAAGUGCGCCAAGCUCCCCACCACCGCGUUCGUGCGGAGUUCUGAGAAGUCAUCCGGCAGUGGCUCCAAAGGAACAGCAGUGACCUCUCUGUCCCUGCAUCCAAUGCCAUCUAACUCGGUCCAACUUGCUUGUGUGCAGUUGAUUAGAAGUCUCCUUAAAGAAGGUUAUCAGCUUGGGCAGCAGACUCUUUGUAAGCAAUUCUGGGAUAAACUCAACUUAUUCCUGCGAGGAAAUUUAUCUCUGGGCUGGCAGUUGACUAGUCAGGAAACCCAUGAGUUACAAACUUGUCUAAAGCAAAUUAUUAGGAACAUCAAAUUCAAGGCACCUCAGCACUCUGCUUUGGUGGAGUUGUCUCCUUCGUGUAAAACUCCUCCUGCAUCUUACAGUAAAGAAGAAAGUGAGCAAAUAGGGAAGACAUGUGAAAAAGACAUGCACUGUCUGGGAAGCCCAACCUUUUCUAAACCAUUGAAAACUGAUGUAUGUCAGUCGCCACAGAGUAGUAUUUUAAGCAGAGCAAGUAACACCAUAGAAGAGGACAAUGAGCAGCAUUAUGUAAAAGAUUUGAAACUAGAGGACCGUGUCUCAGCUGAGUCAUGCUUAAAGCAGAGUAGUAAAAACCUUUUCACUGAAAGAGCCCAAGAUCGAGUGACGGUACGUACAGGGAAGCAGAAGUCUGUAAAAGACGAUUCCUUAUAUACACCACAGAGCUGUAUUUCAAGAAGUGGUCCAGAAAGGGGGCAUGACCAAGGAACAGUUAUGUCCACAUGUCUGUUGAUGGAUUCAAACACGGAUCCUCUGGAGAAGGGGUCCACAUCAAAGGAGGAUUUCUCUCUACAGGAUGAUGUUCUUGGCAGAACCUCAAAACCAAAAACUAGGGCCCCAAAAAGUGAAAUCUGUGCUAAGUUAUCACAUGUAAUAAAAAAGCAACACAGUGCUUUGGUCAAUAACACUGUGAAAUUAGAGGGAAACCUGACUGAACCCAACAUUGAGAAUGUCUGUUCAAGAAAUGUUACAGAAGAUCAGAAAGGGAUCUUUCUACACGAUCUCACUUUAGACCCUAAUGAUAGUCUGGAGAAUAAAAAUGGAGGACACAAAUCCCAUAACAGGUUGUUGCCGAAGAAGAAACAGUUGAAGAAUGAAGAAGAGUUAGAUGGUUUUUCUUCCCAUGAAAAUGAUUGUCAAAUACAGGAAUGUCAUGUCGGCACUAAAGAUGUGAUCUCAUUUGCAGAAGUGACCAGUACUUUCAUGCAUAAGACAUCCCCCUUUAAAGAUCCUGUGAGUUCGCUUGAAUCAAGACAUAAGAAAAUUGUUAGCAAGAGUGCUGAUCAGGUUUCUUCUAAUUUGAUAGAACAGGUCCCUAGCAUCAGUCUGCAGUCUGACAUCUUAACAGAUUCUCAGAUAGACAGAGACCUCCACAAACUGUCAUUAAUAGCUCAAGCCAGUGUUACUAAAUUCCCAUCAGAUUCAACUCAAAAAAGCUCACCCCAGCUACAACGAAAAGUAGAAGAUAAAAGAAGUUUCAGAGCCAACCAAAAUAAUGUCAGGGAAACCUGUGGACAAAUUAUUAUUAUUUCAGAUUCUGAUGAUGAUGGUGAUGAUGAAGGAAUUAUGGGUUUUCAGAAACAUAUGAAACAAGAAAAUAUGUGCACUGAGAAAGAAUGUCCAGAGCAGUGUACUUCAAUGGCUAAUACGAACAUGGAAAGGAAGCUUACAAAAGAGGAAAAGACAGAUUCUCCCUUGAAUUUUGAGGACGCUGAUUCUCAGAUUUUUGAGUUUGAAAGCCAAAAGGAUGUAUUUUCAGUUUGGCAAGAUCAGAAACCAGACAAUAAGAAUUCAGUUCAAGGAGAUGAAAAAAAUUCAUGUUGGACUCAUAUAGCUGAUAUCACAAAUGAUUGGGGUUAUGAUACUGAUUAUCCUAUGUCUGAAGAAGUUACUAAGAAGGGAACAGAGGGCAUUGAAUGUGCACAACCACAAAGUAGUAGUACUGUUGAGGAAUUUUGUGAACUCCAAGUCAAAAAACCUAAGAGAAAAAAACUUGAAAAACCAAUGGCUAAAGAUGGUUCAAGGCCUUCAUCUUCUAUCAGAAAUGAGAACCAGUCUGAUAAUGAGAGAGAGCUAACUGAAAAUAAUGUUAAAAGUACAGACAUAAGGACCUCUCCCAGUGCAGGUGUUCAGAGAACCACUUCGGUUUCCCUGAAGAAGUCUUCUCCAAAGAUUUGUGCUUAUUCCAAGCCUGUUCGGAGAGCUCCGGUUUCUAAAACUAAGAAAACACAUUCGGAUACCAAAAAAGGGCAGAAUAAAAGUUCACAUUACAUAAGCUGCAGGACAACUCCUUUUAUCGUGCCACCAAAGAAAGAUCGCCAGUGUCCUGAACCAACUUCAACAGUUGAGAAACUUGGUCUAAAGAAGGGUCGUCGCAGGGCAUUUGAGUUGUCUCAGCGAUCUUUAGACUAUAUAGAGCAGUUACGGGACCAUGGUAAAAACAUUGGAGUGAUUGAUACCCGAAAAAAGACCAAACUGAUUUCUCCUCAGUCUCUUCCUGUGAAAGAUAAGAAACUGCUUGUGAGUCAAGAUCUUCAGUUUCAAAGACAGACGAGGCACAGAUCUAAACAAAACAGACAAGGACAUUUUGAUUCGAAAAGUACAAAUGCUGCAAGAGCAGGACCACGCGCAGCACAGAAGUCUGAGGUGUUUACACCAGCAUUGGGGAGGCCAGAUUAUGGCAAUAAAGGAGGAACUGAGGUAAUGGCCAGCAGUAGUGGAACCCAAUCAGUAAAACGCACGUCUCCUGAACAAGGACCUGUGAAAGCAAAAUCUGUUUCUCAGGUGGCUGGUGAUACUUGUCUUUUGAAUCAGUGUAACUCUCCAGUGUUACAUGGAAGAAGACCAACGAAUGAAAUCACGGUCCCUCCUUCAGAGGACCCACUAGGUGGAGGGGACCUGACUGGACAUCACCUGGAGGUGGCAACUUUGAAAAAGGCAGAGCCUGACGGCGACAGUGAUACAGAGGGAAAUGAUAUCUUUUUAACACAACACGAUCCUGAAGAUAUGGAUUUAUGUUCACAAAUACAGAAUGAUGACGAUAAACUCAUUGAAGUAGUUCAUGGAAAACACGGGGUUCAGGUCAGAGAAGAUUCCAUACAUCAGCCUCAGUUGGAACCUUUGAGUAGCACAAAAUGUAAGCAGCGAGAUUGUGUUGAAACUGUGAAAAGCCAGGGCGACUACUGCCCGAAACACUCGGAAGCGAAAGCAGCAGACGACGACGUCUUUCGUAAGCCCGGCUUGCCUCUUUCGGCAUCUAAACCUUUGAGACCUUCCACCACUAAGAUUUUUAGCUCAAGUAGUACUUCACGAAUUGCUCAUCUUUCCAAGUCUUUGGAGAGUAGCUCAGCACUUCCAGCUCUAAAAAAUAAGUCAAGUGCAGGUCGGUCUGCUUUGAAAGUGCCAGCCCUUCCCGUGUCACCGAAGGCACUGAGUGAAGCAAAGGGUUUGUGCAGCGUUCUUCCUUCUCCAGCCUCUCCGAAGCCAGCGGGUGACGUGAAGAGCCUGUGCAGCGUUCUUUCCCCUCCGGCCUCUCCCGUGUCUCUGAAGCCACUGAGUGAAGUGAAGGGUUUGUGCAACGUCCUUUCUCCGGCUCUGAGUAACUCCAGCAGGCAAGCUUACAGACUCCCGUUUGGUGACAGCAAGCCUUUUUCUUCAUCUCCGGACAGCACCUCGCCAUCACAGUGCAUCACUGACAUGUUUGUGAAAGAGGUCCUAAAGUGGAAAUACGAGAUGUUUGUGAACUUCAGCCAGUGCGGGCUCCCAGCAAGUCUUUGCCAGGCCAUCUCCAGGCCUGUGCCUGUCAGAUUUCAAGAUUGUGGCGAUUAUUUUAACGUUUUUCUCCCUUUGAUGGUAGUGAACACUUUUGAAACAGUAGCACAGGAAUGGGUCAGCUCUCCAAAUAAAGAAAGAUUCUAUGAGUUGCAUUUACGAAAAUUUCCUGCAGAAUACAAAAAGUACUGGGAGUUUGUGGUUUCUCUUGAGGACUGUGAACUAUCUAAACAGCUUCACCCGAAGGAGAAUGAUCUGGUGUUUCUGGUUCCUGAAAGACAGAGCGGAGAGAAGAGAGAUGUCGAGGGGAGCCCCGUCCAGGGCCCCCGUGACUAUCACUGUGCUUACGUUCAUAAGUUCCGCCGCACUUCAGUCCUGCGUAAUGGGAAAUACGAAUGCUUCCUUUGCAUCCAGACUCAAGAGGAUUUGCCAGUCAGUCUAAAUGAAUUUGUAAAAUGUAUUGUAAUCAGUUCUCUGGUUACUACACAAAGGAAAUUGAAAGCCAUGGCUUUGUUGAAUGGUCGGAACCAGCUGGCCAGAGCUAUUCUGAAUCCAAACCCCAUGGACUUCUGCACAAAAGAUUUACUGACUACAACAUCUGAGAGAAUCACUGCCUACUUAAGAGAUUUCAAUGAAGACCAGAAGAAAGCGAUAGAAACCGCAUACGCCAUGGUGAAGCACUCCCCGGCGGUGGCCAAGAUCUGUCUCAUUCACGGGCCGCCCGGAACGGGGAAAUCGAAAACGAUCGUUGGCCUCCUGUACCGCCUGCUGACGGAGAGGAGGGGGCACUUGGAUGAAAACUCCAACGCGAAGAUCAAGCAGAACCGCGUGCUCGUGUGUGCGCCUUCCAACGCAGCCGUGGAUGAGCUGAUGAAAAAAAUUAUCCUCGAAUUCAAAGAAAGGUGUAAAGACAAGAAGAACCCUAUGGGAAACUGUGGAGAUAUCAAUUUAGUACGUCUGGGUCCAGAAAAGUCUAUUAACAAUGAGGUCCUGAAGUUCAGCUUGGACAACCAAGUCAACCACAGAAUGAAAAAAGAUUUACCGUCUUAUGUUCAGGAGAUGCAUAGAAGGAAGGAAUACCUAGACCGUCAGCUAGAUGAACUUUCCCGCCAGCGUGCUUUAUGCCGAGGUGGGAGGGAAAUGCAGAGGCAAGAAUUAGAUGAAAGAAUUGCCCACGUUUCCAAAGAGAGGCAGGAACUUGCUUCUAAAAUUAAAGAGGUUCAAGGACGCCCACAGAAAACUCAGAGCAUCAUCAUCCUGGAGUCCCACAUCAUCUGCUGCACCCUAAGCACGAGCGGCGGCUUGCUGCUCGAGUCUGCCUUCCGGGGGCAAGGAGGGGUCCCCUUCAGCUGCGUCAUCGUCGACGAGGCUGGGCAGGCUUGCGAAGUGGAAACCCUCACCCCCCUCAUCCACCGCUGCAACAAGCUGGUCCUCGUGGGAGACCCAAAGCAGCUGCCCCCCACGGUCAUCUCCGUGAAGGCGCAGGAGUACGGCUACGACCAGUCGAUGAUGGCCCGCUUCUGCAAGCUGCUGGAGGAGAACGUGGAGCACAACGUGAGCGGCAGGCUGCCCGUGCUGCAGCUGACCGUCCAGUACAGGAUGCACCCCGACAUCUGCCUCUUCCCCUCCAAUUACGUGUACAGCAGGAGCCUGAAAACCAACAGAGUGACCGAGACCAUCCGGUGCUCGUCGGAGUGGCCGUUUCAGCCCUACCUCGUGUUCGACGUCGGAGACGGCUUGGAAAGACGCGAUAACGACUCGUAUGUAAAUGUUCAAGAAAUAAAAGUGGUCAUAGAAUUGAUUAAACUUCUUAAAGAAAAAAGAAAGGACGUUACUUUCCGGAACGUCGGCAUCAUAACCCAUUACAAGGCUCAGAAGAUGAUGAUUCAGAAGGAGUUGGACAAAGAAUUUGAUGGAAAAGGUAGGCCAGCAGAGGUAGAUACUGUGGAUGCAUUUCAGGGUCGUCAGAAAGAUUGUAUUAUUGUUACGUGUGUCAGAGCGAACACCAUGCAAGGCUCUAUCGGGUUUCUGGCGAGUUUGCAGAGAUUGAAUGUAGCCAUCACACGAGCCAAGUACAGCCUCUUCAUCCUCGGACAUCUGAGGACCUUGAUGGACAAUCAGCACUGGAACCACCUGAUUCAGGACGCACAGAGGCGUGGUGCCAUCAUCAAGACCUGCGACAAAAACUAUAAACACGAUGCAAUGAAGAUCCUGAAACUGAAGCCCACGCUGCAGCGAAGCCUGACCCACCCGCCUUUGCUAGCCCUGGAGGGGUUCAGCCCCCAGGGCGGCUCACCCAGCAGCAAGCCAGACAGUGAAAUCAUCAAGGCGUUGUUUGCGUCUUUCCUCUACCCCACAGCCCCUGACCCUAAGGAAGCUGCUGUUACUGUUGCUGCAAAGGACCCUGAGAGGCCUCCUGGGAAGGACCAGCUUCGGGACCCACGACUGCUUAAGAGGUUGGGCCUGAGCUCUGAAGCCCAAGGGAGAUGCCUAAGGGAUCCAGAGCCCUUGAGCCCCCAGCAUCACGGAGCCACGCCUCCCUUGGGCGAGCCGAGCUGCCCUGUGAGCCCCCAGGCUCUGGGCGCCACCGGGGAGUGGUCCUCAGCCUCAGGGAGCAGCCACAGGCCGCAUGUGCCAUGGGACCCUCCAGCUGCCAGCGCUGAUGCCGCACGUAAAAGUGUGUGUGACCGGGAACGGGAGCCCAGCUACCGAAGGGACAGCAGAGCUUCCAGGGACCGGGACCGGGAGAUGCCCAGCCCUGUGAGCCACCACACCAGGAGGAACUCUGGCCGGGACAGCAGGAGGUGGGAGAAGGAGGACAGCAGCGCAAAGAGAAGGAAGCUGUAGUGCAGCCGUUGCCGCGGGUGGGCCCCAGGCGCCGCUGCAGGCCUCCGGCGCCCUCCCCCUGCCGGCCAGUGGGACUGUCCCGAGGAGACUUGUUCCCUUAGAGGAGAGAGUGUGCUGUUGGGGUUGGGGAGAGCUGGCCUGACCCUGAGCCUGCGGCCACCUUCAGCGCUUUUUUGUGGGUUGCAAACCCUCCCAGAGGGCGUGUGCACAUCAGCCACGAAGCCCCUGAGGCCGCAGGCUUGAAAUGUUCAUCUUGUUUUCCUUUGAAAAGGUUAGGUUGGACCCGAGUGGGUGUUACAAAAGUUGAAAUGUAUAUUUGUAUAGCAAAUAGCAAAAGUCUUUUAAAAUUUAAUGUAGUAGGCCGCUUUUCUUCCCCCUGCCUAAAAUGUUGAUCGUUUUCACCAGAACCAACGUUCUUUUUGAAACAGAAGGAAACUCAGGAAGAGGGCAGGUCCUCGGAGCCCUUGUGAGACGGGUCUCUGACAGGUCGGGCCGUGUCUUCCUGAGGGACCUGGUCGCAGGCAGCCUGGGGGUCCCGGGCGAGGCGGGCCGGGCGGCUGCCGUAGGCAGGGGGGAGACACCCUGCUCCAGCGGAAGGCUGCAAGGGGGCGGCCAUCCUCGGAGUUGAGAGCCAGGGGGAGAGCCGGCAUUUCCUGUGUCUUCGGAAACUACCUCAGCCUGUGGAAACGCGUGGGGG
Messenger RNA from Pteronotus mesoamericanus, 9161 nucleotides. It is a transcript of the gene SETX, whose product is annotated as senataxin. The record is from RefSeq and is a predicted model, not a curated record. Gene Ontology annotation, cellular component: nuclear body. Gene Ontology annotation, molecular function: helicase activity; transcription termination site sequence-specific DNA binding. The coding region runs from base 335 to 8464 and encodes 2709 amino acids. Lineage: Eukaryota; Metazoa; Chordata; Mammalia; Chiroptera; Mormoopidae. The transcript is spliced from 27 exons. Gene Ontology annotation, biological process: termination of RNA polymerase II transcription.